AUGGUGGCGUUGUCCGUUUUGGCGGUGCCCGUGUCCGGUUGGGCGGCCGAUACCAUCCAUGGCGCGCUCGCCAAGGCGUAUGAGAACAAUGCGCAGCUCAAUUCGGCGCGUGCCGGCCUGAGGGCCACCGAUGAGGGUGUUCCGCUGGCCAAGUCGGGCAUGCGUCCCCGCGUCACGGGCACGUCCGGCAUCGUCUAUUCGUCGGAUUCGCGCGGCGGACCGGCAACCGGUCGCGGCCAGUCGCAGGUCAGCUUCGGCAUCGAGAUCAAUCAGGCGAUCUUCGACGGCUUCCAGACCCGCAACAAUGUCCAGGCGGCGGAAGCCGGCGUGCGCGCCGAGCGGCAGAACCUGCGCAACACAGAGCAGAACGUGCUGUUCGACACCGCCCAGGCCUAUAUGGAUGUCGUCCAGAACCGCCAGAUCGCGUCUCUCAGGGCCCGCAACCUGGAGUUCCUGCAGGAGCAGCUUCGCGCAGCCCGCGCGCGUUUCGAGGUUGGCGAGGGCACGCGCACCGAUGUCGCCCAGGCCGAGGCGAGCCUUGCCGGCGCCCGCGCGCAAUUGACCGCCGCGCGCGCAGCGGUCGGCUCCAGCGAAGCGGUUUAUCGUCAGCUGACCGGGGUCAAUCCCGGCGCGCUGUCGCCGGCCCAGCCGCUGUCGCGCCUGCUGCCGGGAUCGCUCGAUGGCGCCUAUUCGACCGCCUUUGCCCAUCAUCCGGCGAUCAAGGUGCGCGAUGCGCUGGUCGAUUCCAGCCUCUUCAGCGUCAAGGCCGCCGAAGGCGCCUUCCUGCCGCAGAUCGGUGUGAGCGCGUCUCUCUCGCAGGCCACGACUUCGACGAGCCGGGGCAGCACCUCCGGAACCGCCGCCUCGAUCGGCGCGCAGCUCACCGUACCCAUCUAUCAGGGGGGGCAGGCGAGCGCGACCGUGCGUCAGCGCAAGGAACAGCUUGGACAGGCCCGGAUCGACAUCGACGUGGCGCGCGAUCAGGUCCGCGCCGCGGUCGCCUCGGCCUGGACCCAGCUCGAGGCCUCGCGCGCCUCGCUCAGCGCCAACCAGGAAUCGGUGCGCGCUUCGCAACUGGCGCUCAACGGCGUCAUCGAAGAGCGCAAUGUCGGCCAGCGCACGACGCUCGACGUGCUGAACGCCCAGGCGACCGUGCUCGACGCGCAGGUCGCGCAGAUCCAGGCGCAGCGCAACCUCGUCGUGUCAUCCUAUGCGCUGGCGUCCGCCGUCGGCCGCCUGACCGCGUCCCGCCUCGGCCUGAACGUGCGCCAGCACGAUCCCGAAGAGCAUUACAACGCCGUCAAGGAUCUCUGGUACGGCUUGCGCACCCCCGACGGCCGCUGA
Effrenium voratum is the source of this 1344-nucleotide messenger RNA. NCBI's taxonomy places the organism in Eukaryota, Dinophyceae, Suessiales, Symbiodiniaceae. The record is from the annotation of a GenBank genome assembly.